AUGAUUGCAACUAUCAGUCUCGAGCUCACCGCCCGGCUGAGGAGGUGAAAGUUUCUCCGCGGGAGGAUAAACUGCAGAAGACAAUACUGUACAUGCUUUUCGUCAGCGAUUGAGGAAAGGAAGUGGGAGAAAAUUCCUCCAAAAAAACAAUCGAAUAUAAAUAGAAAACGGAGAGGUGAGUUUGCGUGGUCGGUAGAAUAAGUCGCACAAGCCUCCAAGCAACAGCAGAGGUGAGUGUGUUUGCGCGUGAUUUUAAAAAAUUUCUUGCAGUCCCAGCUGCAGACUUACGAUGCUCCUGGACGCAGGACCUCAGUAUCCUGCCAUAGGAGUGACUACGUUCGGUUCCUCCAGACACCACUCAACAGGCGAAGUCACCGAGAGAGAAGUUGGGUUGGGGAUAAAUCCGUUUGCUGACGGGAUGGGCGCUUUCAAAAUCAACCAUGGUACCCAUGAUCUGGCCCCUGGACAAACGGCGUUUUCCUCCCAGGCUCCCAGCUAUGCGGCCGCUGCUCUGGGGCACCAUCACCAUCCCGCUCAUGUCAGCUCUUACUCCACCGCGGCGUUCAACUCCACCCGGGACUUUCUGUUCCGAAAUAGGGGAUUCGGAGACGCCGCGAGCGCACAACACAGUCUUUUCGCCUCCGCAGCGGGGACUUUCGCAGGGGCACACGGACACUCCGAUGCCGCGGGGCAUCUUCUGUUCCCAGGACUGCACGAGCAGGCGGCCACGCACGGGUCCCCGAACGUUGUAAAUAGUCAGAUGCGCCUGGGUUUUACCGGGGACAUGUACAGCAGAGCGGAGCAGUAUGGACAGGUCACGAGCCCCAGGUCCGAGCACUAUGCAUCGACCCAGUUGCACGGCUAUGGCGCUAUGAACAUGAACAUGGCUGCGCACCAUGGAGCCGGGGCCUUUUUUCGGUACAUGAGGCAACCGAUCAAACAAGAACUUAUCUGCAAGUGGAUUGAACCCGAACAACUGUCGAACCCGAAAAAGUCGUGCAACAAAACUUUCAGCACGAUGCACGAGCUUGUGACCCACCUCACUGUGGAGCAUGUUGGGGGACCAGAACAAUCGAAUCACAUCUGCUUUUGGGAAGAGUGUCCCCGAGAAGGGAAGCCCUUCAAAGCAAAGUACAAACUCGUUAACCAUAUCAGAGUGCACACGGGCGAGAAACCGUUCCCCUGCCCGUUUCCCGGCUGUGGCAAAGUGUUUGCGAGAUCUGAAAAUCUUAAAAUCCACAAAAGAACACACACCGGCGAAAAACCAUUCAAAUGCGAGUAUGAGGGCUGCGACAGGCGGUUUGCGAACAGCAGUGAUCGUAAGAAACAUAUGCACGUCCACACGUCUGACAAGCCCUAUCUCUGCAAAAUGUGUGACAAAUCCUACACACAUCCCAGUUCUCUCAGAAAACACAUGAAGGUUCACGAAUCGUCGUCACCAGGGUCUCAACCGUCUCCAGCGGCCAGCUCAGGGUACGAGUCAUCCACGCCUCCGACAAUCGUAUCCCCAUCGACAGAGAACCAAAGCAGCAGUGCUAUAUCUCCAGCGUCCUCCACGGUGCACCACGCGACCGGUCACAGCGCGCUGUCAUCAAAUUUUAACGAAUGGUACGUUUAAAAUGUUUUUAAAUGACUGCAGAGUUAGGACUGCUGGAGCACAAAGACUCUAAGAGCCGCACAAUAGGCACGGAGUGAAAACACGACGAACCCAAUUUUUUGUGGUACACGACUGCUAUGCGAAGGGUGAGCAAUGCACCGUCCGACGGGAAGUUCAUAGGAGUUUGAAAGACUGCAUACAGGAGAUCUCAAAUUGCAUGAUAACUGCGAGCUGCGGCCUGUUUGUACAUGAAGACUUUCUUGUUUAAAUAUGUAAUAUGUUAUUUUGUAAAUAGCUAUAUCACAGUUUACGGGAUUUUGUGAAAAGUGUGGUCCCCAGAUUUAUGGAAAAUGAAAUGGUUUUUAAAGCAUAAUGCGAUGAAUAGUAUUGAUUGACAAGAAUGUUAUAGUAAAUGUGUACCAAAUGUGAAUUACUCUGUAUGGUUACACGUCGACCUAACCGACUAUUAGUAUUAAUGUGCUUUUGUAUACAGUGAAAACAUUUCGUCCCGAAGUCUAGUCUGAGUACAGUAAAUUGUUGUUAUUAAAUGUCAUGUCGAUAAAUCGUAUAGUAAAAAGCCUGAAACUCCGUGUCACUCUGUUGGUGAUAUGUAUAUAUACAAUAUAUAAGGAAAAACAUAUCUGUCCAUUUCCAAAAUUAUUUGUCCAUUGCCUUGGUAAAUUGAAACAAAUCACAUUAUGUGUAACCCAAAUCUCCAUAUUUAUCCGCAUGUAAAGGGCCGGUAUGUUAGAAAUACUCGAUAUUUAUGGGGAAAUGCGUUCGUAUGUAAAUUUUAGUUUAUAAACUUGUUUGGUUACAUUUUGUACAGUAUUAAAAAAACUUAAAUGGAAAAUAACUGCUCUCGGCAUUUUUGUCUCUACUAUUCUGCUGAAUUUAGACAUUAAUGAGUUGCACAUACUAUGUCGUGUUAGGAUGGUAUUUAAAUUGAUUAAGGAUCCUUUGUCCUGCGGAAUGCAAUCAUGAUGUUAGUCAUAAUGAAAUGUAUUAUCUACAAAAUUUUGAAUUUACUGAAUCCUCAAGCCAUAAAGAUCUACAUAGACACAGAUGCGAAGAUAAAAAGUGCUUUGAAUAUAACGGAUAACAUUAUUGUUUAAAUUAAUGUUUUUACUAUUUUAAUCGGCGGUACGACUGGGCUAGAGAUAUUAAAUUCUUUGCGUAAAACAGAAAAGACAAUACACUUGUUUCAAAUAUCUUCUCUGUCCUUGUUGGUUAACCUAAUUUAAUUGACAACAUCUAAUCCAGUAAAACGGACUUUAUUGAGAAUAAUUUGAUUUUCUUUCACUCUUUCUUAUUUAUCCACAAUUAACAUCAAAUCCCUGACCUUGAGUAACGAAUGAACAAAAACAGUAAAUGGCUCGGUUUCAUAAAUGAGAUUAGCCUUCUCGUGUCCAAUAAUUGCUAAACGCCUGUUCCUUGGAAACAAAUUCAGUUUCACGUUGUUUGAUUCGAUAGUGAAACAACACCAAGACUACUAACUUAGCCACGGCUAGGGUGACUGCUGAGCUAUGUUCCUCGCUGUAGCUUGCAGAUCACCCCAUUAAGCAGACAUCAAAUCAACUGACUCGAGUUAUCGUGAGCUUGGCUAGCAUUGGCACUGUGGCACAGAGCGGAGUUCACCGUACAUACGACUCACACUGAACGGCUCUAUGCGCAUAUACGAUUCUGAAUC
Megalops cyprinoides (Indo-Pacific tarpon) is the source of this 3287-nucleotide messenger RNA. Its product is annotated as zinc finger protein ZIC 1-like. The coding region runs from base 290 to 1618 and encodes 442 amino acids. The record is from RefSeq and is a predicted model, not a curated record. Gene Ontology annotation, molecular function: RNA polymerase II cis-regulatory region sequence-specific DNA binding; DNA-binding transcription factor activity, RNA polymerase II-specific. Gene Ontology annotation, biological process: regulation of transcription by RNA polymerase II; central nervous system development. The transcript has 3 exons. Gene Ontology annotation, cellular component: nucleus. NCBI's taxonomy places the organism in Eukaryota, Metazoa, Chordata, Actinopteri, Elopiformes, Megalopidae.